Molecule: messenger RNA, 1895 nt
Organism: Tarenaya hassleriana
Lineage: Eukaryota; Viridiplantae; Streptophyta; Magnoliopsida; Brassicales; Cleomaceae
Product: general transcription factor IIE subunit 1-like
Exons: 10
Coding region: 182-1639 (485 amino acids)
Biological process (GO): transcription open complex formation at RNA polymerase II promoter; transcription initiation at RNA polymerase II promoter
Cellular component (GO): transcription factor TFIIE complex
Source: RefSeq, a predicted model, not a curated record
UAUUUGAGAAAAAAUGCCUAUAUAUAUAGAGCGAGAAUCGUCCAAGUUAAAGAGACGUCGAUAGCUAAAUUCGAUGUCUCGAGGCUUCCUCCAGAUCCUGGAUCUUCCAUGGAUUGAAGCCCUAAAACCUUAUACUCAACUUGCACUCUGAGAGCUUUAUCUUUAUAGAUUUGCGUUGUCCAUGGAAAUUUCCGAGUCUGCGCAAAAGACCGUUCUGCUCGAGCCGUUCGUAAAGUUGGUGAAGCUUGUUGCUAGGGCUUUCUAUGAUGAUUAUACGUCGAAAGGGGAUAAUCAGCCGAAAUCGGCGAGAAGCGACAACAGAGGAAUUGCGGUCGUGGUGCUCGACGCUCUCACCAGGCGACAAUGGGUUAGAGAAGAAGAUUUGGCGAAGGAAUUGAAGUUACACACCAAGCAGCUUCGAAGAAUGUUGAAAUUCUUUGAAGAUGAGAAACUGGUCAUGCGGGAAAACAGGAAGGAGACUGCAAAGGGUGUAAAGAUGUAUAAUACUGCAGUAGCUGCCACAACUGAUGGCCAUUCAAGAGGAGCAGAGGACAAAGUUAAGCUCCAUACCCACUCAUAUUGCUGUCUUGAUUAUGCACAGAUAUAUGAUGUUGUUCGGUAUAGAAUACACCGAAUGAAGAAAAAGCUCAAGGAUGAAUUGGAAGACAAGAACUCUGUUCAGGAAUACGUGUGUCCUAGUUGCAGAAGAAAAUACAAUGCACUGGAUGCAUUGCGAUUAAUUUCUAUGGAAGACGAUUCUUUUCAUUGUGAAAACUGCAAUGGGGAACUUAUUGUUGAGAACAACAAGCUAACAUCCCAAGAAGCAGGGGAUGGUGAUGACAAUGCAAGGAAACUUAGACGUGAAAAGCUAAAGGAGUUGAUUCAGAAGUUAGAGGUUCAGAUGAAGCCUUUGAUGGAUCAAAUAAAUAGAGUAAAAGACCUUCAAGUUCCCGACUUUGGAAGUCUUCAAGCUUGGGAAGCUCAUGCAGCUUUGGCUGCUCGUGGCCUAAAUGGUGAUGCUAACCCAAAUGAUCCUUCUAGAUCUUUUCAGGGUGGAUAUGGUUCAACACCGAUGCCCUUUCUUGGAGAGACAAAGGUGGAAGUUAACCUUGGUGAAGGAAAGGAGGAAAAUGUCAAAUCUGAAGGCGGAAGUUCUGGACUGAAGGUUUUGCCCCCAUGGAUGAUUAAGCAAGGAAUGAAUCUUUCCAAGGAGCAAAGAGGAGAUAUCAAACAAGAAUCAAAGGCCGAUGGAGGUAGCUCAGCGACAGGAAAGCUUUCAGAUGAAAAGAAGUCAGCCAUGGGGAGCGACAACGAAACGAACUUACAGGAUGAAUAUGUCAAAGCAUAUUAUGCUGCUCUACUGAAAAAGCAGCAAGAACUGGCUGAAGCUACGACGAUGACAGAGUCUGUGGAUGCAGUCACCUCUGAUACUCCGUUGGAUACGUCUUCAGGUCGUCAGGUGGGUAUGAAAUCAAAACGGGAAGGGGAAGAGGAUGAAGAUGUUGAAUGGGAAGAAGAGACUACUAUACUAACAGCAAACUCCAAUACCGAAAAUUACAAGGUGGGCGAUUUGAAUGUUGAGGCGGAGGCUUUAGCAGAGGAAGACGAGGACGAGGACGUUGACUGGGAAGAAGGCUGAAUUCACAGAUUCUUCCGAACACGAAUUCUCGAAAACUUGGUGGAGAAUUGAAACAUCAGUCGCAAGAUCCUAAACGAAGGAUCGAAACGGUAGGAAAAAGGAUUGAAGAAUCAAGAAUUGCGGGCCAGAAAAGACUGUCAUUUUCAGACAGUAGUUGGUAUUGUUCCGUCUUCCAUUUCCUUUGCCUCCAUAAACAUACCCCCAGAUGCAAUAUAGUCAAGUGAAAGAAGCAAAUGCUGCGUUUCUUAUUUUCAUU